AUGACUGAGGACACCUCUCCACCCCAACCCCAUCCAUCAACCCCCAAACUCCACCCCAACACCAUCCAUCAACCCCCAAGCUCCACCUCAACCCAACCCUCAAUCCCCAAACUCCACCCCAACCCCAUCCAUCAACCCCCAAGCUCCACCUCAACCCCCUCCAUCAACCCCCAAGCUCCAUGUCAACCCAACCCUCAACCUCCAAGCUCCACCUCAACCCUAUCCAUCAACCCCCAAGCUCCACCUCAACCCUAUCCAUCAACCCUCAAGCACCCAAGCUCCACCUCAACCCAACCCUCAACCCCCAAGCUCCACUCAACCCUCAACCCCCAAGCUCCACCCAACCCUCAACCCCCAAGCUCCACCCAACCCUCAACCCCCAAGCUCCACCUCAUUCCCAACCCUCAACCCCCAAGCUCCACCUAA
This is a messenger RNA of Eriocheir sinensis (Chinese mitten crab), 426 nucleotides long. RefSeq lists its product as uncharacterized. The transcript is spliced from 2 exons. NCBI's taxonomy places the organism in Eukaryota, Metazoa, Arthropoda, Malacostraca, Decapoda, Varunidae. The record is from RefSeq and is a predicted model, not a curated record. The coding region runs from base 1 to 426 and encodes 141 amino acids.